Messenger RNA from Lutzomyia longipalpis, 806 nucleotides. RefSeq lists its product as uncharacterized. The transcript has 2 exons. The record is from RefSeq and is a predicted model, not a curated record. NCBI's taxonomy places the organism in Eukaryota, Metazoa, Arthropoda, Insecta, Diptera, Psychodidae. Bases 43 to 543 code for a protein of 166 amino acids.
GCAUAAGUCUAGCAGAGUCUCAAGCUAAAGCAACUAACCAAGAUGAAAUUCUUCAUUUUGACCUUUUCUGUUGCCGUGGUGUUGUCAUCAGCAAUUGCUAUACCUGGACUAUUGAAUACUGUUACUGAUGCUGUUGGUAAUACUGUAAAUGGUAUCCAAAACGUUGCUAAUGAUGCCUUGAAAAGUUUCAAUAAUGCCAUCUCCGAGGCAAUUGAGGGUGCAGAUUUGUUUAUAGGGUCAGUUCUGACUCAAGUUGGAAACAUCAUUGAUGAUAUUUCUAGUGGUACUGGAAAAGUCCUAAGUACCACUAUUGAUGCAACUGGAAAUACUGUAGUUGAGAUCAUUGGAGCCACUGGAAAUUCAACGGAAAUCGUCAUUGAUUAUGCGGGAAAUAUCGUGGAAGUUGCCGGAAAAACCGUGGAGUCUGUCAUUCAGUUGCCUGCUAAUAUAAUGUUGGAGAUAAAUUAUGCUCUUAACAAAACAUUAACUGAAUCUCUUGGAGAAACAGGUACUCCCCAACUGCCCUUACCGUUACCACUGUGAUUUGAAUCUGAAUUGCAAUUCAAUUCAAACAUCCAAAUCUCGCCAACCGUCAUUUCCGCAGGGAUUCAGUUAAUGAUCUGAAUGAUGCCACCUUAUAGUGCCACUGAAGAAGAUACAGGACAGGAUAAUUAUAAAAUUUUAACUAAACCUCCAAUUUCUCAACGAAAGUCUUUAUAAUUUGAAUCAGUGAAAUUACGAAAUUGUAUUAAGACGACUAAAGCAAUGUUAAAAGGAAUUAAAUAAACUAUUUUAAGCAAGCAUAA